Messenger RNA from Helicoverpa zea (corn earworm), 4187 nucleotides. RefSeq lists its product as uncharacterized. The transcript is spliced from 2 exons. The record is from RefSeq and is a predicted model, not a curated record. Bases 369 to 3863 code for a protein of 1164 amino acids. NCBI's taxonomy places the organism in Eukaryota, Metazoa, Arthropoda, Insecta, Lepidoptera, Noctuidae.
AAUGUUUUGAAAAAAAUGUGAAAUUGAACUCUGUUUUUAUAGAUAUAAACAACAAUUAUUUGCGACUGGUGAAUCAUGUUAUGUAUGUUGUUCCUUUCUAUGAAUGAAUCGGUAGAUUAAUACAAAGUUUAGCGAACUAUCAAAGUUGAUUUUCCUUGAAACAAAAAGUGUAAACAGUUGCUGGCCGGCUUUGGCAUGUUCUGAGUCAUAAUGUUAUGUGUGGUGACUUCAUAUCACAGGAUUGCACCAUUCUACGAAAUUGUUGUGGUGCUGCGCUGAAGCUGCUGUCCACAUUCAGGGCUUAGUGCGGUGCGGCAAUCGUUGGGGAACGGGUCACGACGGGCGUCUGACGAGCACUCCUUAUCACAAUGCCGCCGUUGACGCUAGACGGAGACACUCUCGGGGAAAAGCACAAACACUUCAACAAACUUGUGCAAGAAGCUAUUGCUAAUAAACAAUAUGAACUACGUAACAUUAGUGAUGAAGAUAGCAACAUAGACAACCUUCUAAAAAUAAACAUAGCCGCCAAAACCAGAAAUGUUGACUACAUCAUCCAAGUUAUAAAAUCCAACGACAUGCUGUACGCAGCCACAGCAAUUAAGAAGUCCAGGUGGCUGGUGACAGAGGCGCAGUACGCGCACAUUAUCAACCCAGAGUACCUGCACACGCAACUGUUACCUAGCAUGAACACCAAGACGUUUAACAAGCUCAUGCUGCACAUUAGACUACAUCUGAAGCACGAGAAGCGAGUCGAAACGUUUUAUGAAUACCUUAAGGAUACCGACGGAGCUUGCAAAUGGCUGCAAAACUGUUCCAUACCUUUCAUAGAAAAUGCUAUAAAAAACCAUCGAGUCAUACCAGCGGAUCUUUUUAAACGUUUGUGCAAAAGAUCUGUGCAUUUAAUAAGAUAUUAUACGAGAAUGGAAGCCAGUACAUAUGUCGUGAAACAAGAAUUACUAUUUUUGUUAAAAACUCAUACUGCAGACAUUUUAAAUAUGGUGGAAGAUAAAGAAAUUGACUCCUAUCCUUCUUUGGGGAAAAAGAAAACAGAGAUUGUUAUGAAAACAUGUCCAGAGAGAAUACUGGCCAAGUUUGACAGAUAUAUUAACGCAGUCGACUUAUCAGUAGCAACAAAAUAUUUCAAUAAAAAAGAUAUUCAGUCGUUACUUCGUCAGUAUGUUCAAUACGCCAUAAUUGAUAAAAGAACUUUUAAACCUUUCAUCGACAUAAUACCAGAAGAAGAGAGAUUUGAAUUCGUAAACAAAACUUUUAUUGACAAGACUGAAAUGUCGCUUAUAUUUACAAAUUCAGACAUGACUGUGAUUGAAUAUUUUGUAAAACCGUAUGAGUGGUAUGAGUACGCACCAUUCCACGUUGCUUUACCAGAAUUAGAAAAGUUGAUACGUAAAGAGCCCGCGCCGCCUGAAAGAUGUGCUAUGCUCUCAGUUCUCAUCCGAUGUGCAAGACAAAACCCUCAGCAUAUUAAAACGCUUAUCAGUUACUACGCUGAAAAACACAUCAAUGAACCAUUUAUUUUCAAACUCAAAUUCGUGAAUAAUUUGCUUUCAGAAGUACCUACUCACGAAUUUGACGUUGAAACCUGGAACGUCUUGGAUAAAUUGUUCCACAGCAUGGAUAUAUACACAGAAACAGAUAACCAGCUUCACGAUGUACAAAUGUCUCUCCAGGCAAUUGUAACAUAUAGGCUUCUACACGAUGAACCGAUACCAGAAAUAAUUAAACAAAAAAUAAAACUUGGCUGGUUGAAACAGAAACAUUUGAAUCAAGAACAAGAAAAUAAAAUGUUUUCUUAUUUACUAGACUUAGCGAUGGAGAAAAUACAGAUCGAAAACAUUGAAAACGAAUCCGAAUUACAUAAUAAUGUCGUUCAGUUAACAAAUGCGUUGAACUUGCUAAAAGAUUGGAAAAAAGAUAUUAAUACCUAUCCAAUCAUUCUAGAGAAAAUACAUGAGCUAGUUAGUAUAAAAGAGAAGAAUUCAUGGCUUCAUUUCAAUUUAUCCAGUUUGUAUUUAACGAAUAAAUCGUGGCGUAAGUCAAUGUUCCAGGAUUCAUUGGCUCUAUGUGUGAGUGAAGACACGUGCCUGAAUGCUCUGAAGCACGAUCCUCAGUUACUCGAGCGUCACGACAAGGAGAUAGACACGUUGCGAAGUAACGAUGCCGUCUCGCUGCGGCGUCUGCUCGCCAAGCUGCGCGUCUACUGGCCGCACUCACUCGCUCAGCAGUGGAUCGACGCGUACUUGCUAAAUCUGAACAACACCACCGGACACAAAGCCGCCUUCAAAGGUCUCUUCUCGCUUCUUCCACAAAAAGAAGUAGUUGAAUUCGCAAAAAAGCAUGUUCCACACGAUUUUAAAAUCAAUUGGGGAAAGACUGAUCCUACUGAAAUCAGAAUCCAGAAGAAUAUUGCGAACUACUUAUAUUACACCAGACCACUGAUUCCUUUAGACACAGUGUUGUGUUAUGCUAAAGGAGACUACUUACAAUAUGCUGUACCAUCACUUAAUUCUAUUUCACAUAGUAUGAGUGCAAUCGAAAGUAGUGAAUAUGUGUCUAAAUUAUUGGAUGCACCGGUCUCUUUACAAAAACAUGGAAUAAAGCUUGCAUUUUUAAAACUAAAAACUGACGAUCUUAAAACACUGUUUUCGAACAUUUGGGAUCGUACAAAGAAUAGUUCAAUACAAGCCGUUCUCUUUAAAACCACCUUUGAUAAGAUGUGCAGCGUCAACAAUCCAACUGACGAAACAAAACUCUGGGAAUUAUUGAGAAUGUUUAUUGAUAAGUUAAUUAAAUCUGAUGAAAAUGGUGUCAGUCAAGACAUAUUUAAAAAAUUAGCUAACGUAAGCGAGGUCCCCGAAAGUGUACGAGGAGAAUAUUAUAUGACAAGUUAUGAGUAUCUGACUUCAUUACCUGCGAGCGCUAAUUGUGAAUCCUAUGUCAAGCAGCUUACACAGUAUGCACCAGACAUAAUGGAGAGACUUGAGGGUGAUUUCGUUGUCGAAAAAUUAUUGUCAUCAGCUGAAGAUAAUUUUUUUUCGAUAUCGUAUAGUGAAUCUAUAGAAUUAUUCGCAUGCUACGUAUUGUGCGGAAAAAGUCAGGAGGGUCAGCUGAAGAGGUUCCAGACAUUUAUAUACCCAUUAAUGAAAAAAGCUUUUCAAUGCUGGGGUAACAUCCAUUCAAACGAUUUUUACGUGAAGGACAAUCUAAAAUCAUUUUUAAGAUUUUUGGUUUGGCAUUUCUUAAAAUACUUUACUUAUAAUAAAAUAUCUUUACCUGUUAGACUAUUUACAGAAAUAAGAAAUGUGAUACUAAAUGAGUUACCGUUAUUGGAGAACUACUUACUAAUUACGAGUUGGAAAUUAGUUACAGAAUAUGUUUCUUCAAUGGAUGAACUCGGAUUAAAGAGCGAUGUUUUUGAUACAAACAUAUUAAACCAUUUUGCGCGUUUUGAUUUUGGAUCGAUGCCAAACGACAUGGAAAAUCUCUGGAAAGGCAUUCAUGUUAAAGUAUCUCCUUCAUUUGGCACAGCAGCAGUAAAGUGUCUUAAAGAAGACGUUAUCCAAUACAGUACAACAAUACAUUGUUUUUUUUCCGAUGCUUUCGCGAGAGCAUUCGAAAUGUUAUCUUUUAAAAAUUAUUACUUCAUUCUAGAAACACUACAGUGCAUGCUUAGUGAUGUCGAAUGUAUUACGAGUUAUUUAGUCGUUUCCAAAGUUACGCCUAAACAUGUUGAUAGCGAAUUAAAGCCGAAACGAUCUGAAAUACGAAAAAGAAUAAGAUCCCAUCCAUCAUUAACAGUACAAGUGCAUUAUUAUAAUGAUUUUUGGGAUGUAGCAGAAGAUUGAUGAUAAAAUACUGUGAUGUAUCGUUUUAGGCUGCGGCUCCACUGAGGUGGAGACGAACGGAGCGGAGAGGAGACGUGUGGGAAUCAACCAAUCACAUAAAAUGAAAUCCACACCUCGUCUCCGCUCCGCUUCGCUGGUACCUCUUUUCACAGCUCUACUACUCUCAACUCCGCUCGUCUCCGCCUCAGUGGAGCCUUAGCCUAAAGGAUGACAGGAGGCCGUAUUUGUCUAUUAAAUACACUUUGAAAUUACCUCGCGAUUGAUAUGUGUUACCUACUUCAGUAGAAAAAAUAUAUAUUCAAAUUUUAACGUAUCCGGAGAGCA